ACUCAUUAGUUAAAGCAUGGCUGGUGAACGUGGCCAUUCUCACUGGACGUGUUGAAGCUGUUUUGUUGGACAGCCAGUUGUUCCAGAUGCAGCUUCACACCAAGAACUGAAGACAAAAAUCAGUUUAGCAAGAUUUCAGACUGACUCCCUUGUUUGUGUUCAGACUAGAACACAGCAACAGGGAAAGUUUGGUCUGAAAGGACCAACAGUUUGUGUUGAAGUGGAGCCAGCAUCUGAGGCAGCCAGGCCCAGAGGAUGACGAGCCUGUUUAGGCACAGCAGCAGCAAUAGUGGAGGCUCUCAGGGCAAUGAAAGUGGAGGUGGUUCUGGUGCCACCCAUGGACAGCUUAACAACAGCAGACCCAACCAGCUGGUCAGGCGCCUCGAGUUUAAUCAAGCCAUGGAAGACUUCAAGACCAUGUUCCCCUCGAUGGAUUGCGAGGUGAUUGAGUGUGUGCUCCGCUCAAAUAAUGGAGCUGUGGAUGCCACCAUCGACCAGCUUCUUCAGAUGAGUCUCGAUGGACAAUGUUCCGAUGACAGCUCUGAUUCAGAUGACAGCAUUCCAGCAGAGCUUCUGGAGCGAACUUUAGAACCUGACAGCUCAGAUGAAGAACCACCUCCUGUUUAUUCUCCACUUGCACAUGAUGUGUACCCGAAGGUCCCACCAACACCCCAACAACAACA
Nematolebias whitei (Rio pearlfish) is the source of this 683-nucleotide messenger RNA. Its product is annotated as CUE domain-containing protein 1. The record is from RefSeq and is a predicted model, not a curated record. Gene Ontology annotation, molecular function: ubiquitin binding. NCBI's taxonomy places the organism in Eukaryota, Metazoa, Chordata, Actinopteri, Cyprinodontiformes, Rivulidae.